This is a messenger RNA of Pomacea canaliculata, 2649 nucleotides long. Its product is annotated as ras-related protein RABD2a-like. NCBI's taxonomy places the organism in Eukaryota, Metazoa, Mollusca, Gastropoda, Architaenioglossa, Ampullariidae. The record is from RefSeq and is a predicted model, not a curated record. Bases 968 to 1591 code for a protein of 207 amino acids. Gene Ontology annotation, molecular function: GTP binding; GTPase activity. The transcript has 2 exons.
UUGCGUGUCUAGUCAUCUGGCUCAAGUCUUAAUCAAGCCACAGGUGAGUCGCCAAACGGCGCCGUUGUUCACAACAGGUUUUAUUAACCCCUGGUCCGCGGUAUGAAGUGACGUCAGAGCGGCAGAGGGGGGUCGCACAGGUAUUCGCUUGGGGCGCAGGUGACUCCAGUGAAAAUGACACGUGGCCAGAUGCCCCCCCCCCCCACACCUCAACAGGUGGAAGAUUUAAAAAAAAAAGAUGGGGGCUACACACCAGCGACACAGCCGUGGGAUGCGGGUAAAGGUCAGGUAUGCCUCGUCGUCUGCUGUGGCCUGCUUCACCCUCCCGUGCACCGCGUCUCCCCGUGUGACAUCGUCGUGUGUGUGACACAUCGCCCGUAGCUGCACAUCUUGCUAAAGUACACAUCCUUGUGUGUACAGGACACCUGAGCAGUUCUGUCUUAGACAAACACUGUGGUGUCAGGUCAACAAUUCUCAGACCAAAGCUGUUGAGAGCCGAGGCAGAGUCGACCUCCCCCAUCCCAACAACUGCGACUGGUGUGUUUCACUUCUGUCAUCAGCUUGCACUGUUCACAUGCCUGCUCUCGUUCACAUCCUCCACCCUGUCACCACGUCUACCAGAUGUUCAUCUUGUGACGUCUGUACGGUCAGUGUGUCAGGGAGGAGACAGCGGGUCACGUAGCAGAUACCUGUGCCGUAGUUGGUCACGUAGCAGAUACCUGUGCCGUAGUUGGUCACGUAGCAGAUACCUGUGCCGUAGUUGGUCACGUACCAGAUACCUGUGCUGUUCACUGGUUCACUGGAUGUUACCUGCGGUACCCCAGCUGCCCACACCACGGCUUCGCUAUCUGUUGCUGUACUGAGGGCCAGGUACACCAGCGUCACCAUCAACCCGCCGGCGCCGCGCUGCUGGUGUCAUCGCUAGUCUUCCCCCCGCUGUCCACACCUCGCGCAAGAUCGCUCGUUGAUGGCGGAAUAUCCCAAAGUUCCGCAGUACGAUGCUAUCUACAAGGUGACGGUCAUCGGCGACUCGCAGGUGGGCAAGACGACCAUCAUCCGCAAGUUCGUGGACCAAGGAGCCCCGGAUCACUACCCGCCCACCAUCGGCGUGGACUUCGGCUUGAAGGACAUCGUGGUGGAGAACGAACGAUGCCGCGUGCAGAUCUGGGACACCGCCGGUCAGGAGCGGUUUCGGGCGGUCACCAGCUGCUACUUCCGGGGUGCCCACGGCGUGGUGCUGGUGUAUGACGUCACGCAAGUCAAGACGUUUGACAACAUCCAGUUCCACCUGGCGCAGGCGCAGCAGUUCACGGCGGACAACCAGCCCAUGAUCAUGGUCGGCAACAAGAGCGACCUGGGCGAGCAGCGCGCCGUGCCCUACUCGCUGGCGGCCAGCUACGCCCACGACAUGGGCAUGCCACUCAUCGAGACCAGCGCCAAGACACUCAACAACGUCGACGACGUCUUCUACCACCUCAUCAACGAGAUUCGCAAGCGGCACAAGGAAGACAGGUCAGGCGAGCCGCGUGGGGACCGGAAGUCCAGCAUCUUCGCGCGCUCCGGAAGCAGGCGUGGCUGGUGCUGCUCCUGACCCGCCGUCUGCCUGUCGCCUUGGCAACCAUAGUAAGAUGCACAUGGCACGCUUCCGAGUGUGAAAAAAAGGCUUUUCGACCUUUCUUGCUCCCCAUUUUUAUUUUCGAACACGAGCGUGACCGAAAGGUGACGAACUGCAAGAGAUUGGAUUUCUGGUGCGUGCCUGUUCAUUAACAGCUCGUGCAAAGGUCAAUCGCUGUGUUAAUUAAUGUCAGCCGGAAUGAGAAGACGGCGAACGCUCGAAACCCUCAACUGACAUUUUAUAAUUUAUGAAGUCCAAUAAGGGGAAAGUGCAGGCUUUUAGCGAGGGUGUGGUUACAAGCCACAGGUUACGGUUUGUCUCUUAACAGGCCGAGUAGCAUAUUGUUUGUGUACAGAAGACUUUUGAUCUCACUUUCCUGUCACGCUGAUGAGAUAAAGGAGAGGAUGUACCUGUGUGUGCUUAUUACCUGGUGGACUGAGAGGAUCAGAGUAGGUAUUCCCGCUGCCUGUUACUAAUCUUUGCCAGAAACGGGCCAUAUGUAACUUGUAUCAAGAAAGGUUCGUGCCAACCAGUUGAAUAGCAAUUUUCUAGAAUGUUUCAGAGUUUUGAUGCAGAAACAAGCACAAACCCUUUUUACUGCAUUCAUUGCUGAUGGAAAGACCAUAUUGCUAACAGCUUAUGCAUAAUUAAAUAACAUUUGCAUUGCACAGUUAGUGACUGGGUGCAGGUCGGUGAGUGGAGAAACUCUGGUGACUAUCAGUCAUGUUCAUGAGAGACACGCCUACAAACCACCAAGAACAGAAAGAGUUCAAUAACAUAGACAGUAGGAUGUCCAAGAUAUACAUCCAAUGGCACAGCUGUGAUCGAACAUUAACUUGUUGUCUGUGGACAAACGUGACAUGAGUGUAACUGCUUUCUACUCCUGGUGAUGUUUGUAGGUGUGCAUCUCGAGGGGCGGGGUCGUUAGCCCAGAUUGUGGGAGAUAGUCUAUCUCACUGAGCUUUAUGUUGUCAGUUGAAAUACAGAUGCACUAAGUUAGACACUUGGCAAUGAAAAAUCCAACUGAAACUUUA